Sinocyclocheilus rhinocerous is the source of this 2625-nucleotide messenger RNA. It is a transcript of the gene cunh2orf42, whose product is annotated as chromosome unknown C2orf42 homolog. NCBI's taxonomy places the organism in Eukaryota, Metazoa, Chordata, Actinopteri, Cypriniformes, Cyprinidae. Gene Ontology annotation, cellular component: nucleus. The coding region runs from base 323 to 2251 and encodes 642 amino acids. The record is from RefSeq and is a predicted model, not a curated record. The transcript has 8 exons.
GAUGUGAGAAACCUCUUCAAGCAAUGCAAUGUGUGAGUGAACUGUCUGAAUGAAUUAAACUGAAUCAUGAACAGUUUUAGACCUUUUUACAAACCAGUACAUGGUGUAUGGUAAUCUCCACAGUCAGACGAGGAUUUAACAGUAAUAUUUUACUGAGACACAUAGCGAUACUUCACUGGGGUUUGUGCCCCAGUAAAAAGGCUGCACUGUACCAUAGUAGCACUACAGCAAUUAAACAGUCCUUUGUUUAGGGCUCCCCCCUUGUGCAUUGACAAUAAAAUUGUCCUGUAUCAAUCUCGGUUUCAGUGUACAUCUGCUAACAAUGGAUGGUUCUCUGGUAAACUUUGGAAUACCACUGGCGUCACAAAUGGUGGUUUCUCCCAUUACUCAAAGCUCUGGUAACUUGAGCGUGAAGCCUCGGGACAAGCGGAAGACUCCUGCAUUUCUGUCCAACUUGGGCAAGGCUACCUUAAGAGGCAUCCGCAAGUGCCCUCAGUGUGGCGUUUACAAUGGCACUCGUGGCCUCAGCUGUAAGAACAAGGCCUGUGGAACCAUCUUCAGGGAUGGGGACCAUGGAACGGGACGUUUAAAGAAAGGGGCAUGUGAAGUGGUUCGAGUUGUGACAGACAGUGGAGGUGGCAGGGCUGGAGGGCCGCAAGUGUUCUCUGUGCGUCAGCGGGGACAUGGCUCUGAACAACGAGGCUUUGUGGAGUUAGUCCUCACGGAUACAGCUAUUACUACUGCAGAUGGAACCCUGUUGACCCGUGUCAACCUCGGUCGCUGUUACAUGCCCUCUUGCCAGCAGAACGAAAGGGAGUUGACAGUUGAAGGUGGCCAUCAGCAAGUGUCACAACCAUCCAAAAGUCCCUGUACCCAUGUGAAGCAAGCCAUGGAGUGUCAGACCCAAGCAACACCUCUGCCACUCAAGAGCUCUGUGCUGGAGGCCCUAGUGGCCACUUCCCAAGACAAGGAAGAGUUGUGGAGGCUGGCUACCGAGACACCGGGACCCCUGGUGCAGAGGGUCUCUAAAGGGACCCUAAUAGUGAAGUGCCAGCCAGGAGAAGCCCACCCUCUGGGACUGCUGCAUCUGACAGUGACCGUAUCUGGUGUUAAAGACAAGACUAUGAGUCUGGCUCCCUUUCACUGUGCAUGUUACGUACCUAAUACCAAGGGGGAUUUGGGGGUGAGAAGUGGGGGUCAGUCUAACAUCAACGAAGGAGAAAAUUCCCACCAGCAUGGUUUACCCAAGUGCUGCCUCCAUUUCUAUGCUUGCGUUUGUGCCUUUACAAGUGAUGAAAAGCUGACCUCUGAGUUUUCAGCUUUCCUCAACUACAACAUUAAUGGACUGCAGGAGAGGGCAGAUACAAUGCUCAGUAUACCUGAGACUCAGCAGCACAUUGAGCCUUCCAUUUCUCAUCGUUCCAAGAGACUCAAAUUUGUGGAGUCCUCUACUGCUUCCUUUGUGUCCUCCACGUUUCUUCUGGCUGUCAAAGAUACUUCUGCUCCCACCCUAAACCAGCGCAAGCCCACUCACAGAAAAAACUCCAGCUCUACUGGGCUUAGGAACCCAGGAAGUAGCCAGCCGGUGGAUGAGACACAUGUGUCACUGGGUUUCCAGCAGUGGUUGGCUAGUGUUACCGAGAGGAUCCAUCAGACGAUGCACUUUCAGUUUGAUGGAAAGCCUGAGCCGCUGGUGUUCCACAUCCCUCAGGCUUUCUUCAAUGCAUUACAGCAGCGUUUAUCAUUGGGCUCAAAGAAGAGACGACUACCCAACUACACCACCACAUUUGUGCGUAAUGACGCUUUGCCUCUGGGCUCUUUCUCUAAAUACACCUGGCACAUUACCAACUUGAUGCAUGUGAAACGCAUCUUUGAUACCCCAGAGUUAACUCUAGAACUCACUCAGAGUUUUGUGAAGAACAGUGACGGCUCCUAUUCACCGUACCGCUGUCGGGAAACACCUCCUGAUCCUGGAUCAGACACCUGCCACCAUUCACGCACCAAUAAGCCUCUGGCCAUCAGACCAAUUGAGCUACGUACCUUCCUCAGAGUGGGGACAUGUGCUGCUGAGCAGACAGAGCCUAUGCCCUUUGUGAUUGAAUGGAUCCCAGACAUCCUUCCGCACUCACAGGUGGGAGAACUGAGGAUCGGGUUUGAGUACGGCCAUCAGCUGGGCAGUAAACCGGAGCACUGCAAGAGUACUGCUGGGACAAAGAAAACUGAACAAGCAGAUGCCAUCCCACACCAGUGAAGACCCACUGUAGUAACACCUCAUGCAAUUCUCAUGCAAUUCGACAAUUACAGUUCUCCAUUGGUCAUGAUGUUCCCUUAUAAGGAAAAUCAAAAACAAUCCCACAUUCUAUUGCACUUUAGAUAAGAAUGAGAAACUUAUAAGGUGCUACUCAGGAAAAUGUUCAUUUUCAGAAAUGGUUGCAUGACAGCACCAGACAUACAAAUGUAAAAUAUUUAUAAUACAAGUGUACAAAAAAUAAUACAGUGUUACAUGUUUUGUGCUGUACAAUAAUAUCACAUAGUCAUUAUUUCACCAUUUCUUAUUUUCAGAAAUCAUGUGCAUUGAAACAUUUCUGUGUUUACAUGUAAAAGAUUGAGAGAACGCUGUAUUCA